AUGGCGGAAGCGGGAAAAGAGCGGGCGGUCGUGGGGCUUCCAGAAUUGGGGUCCACUCAGUGGCCUCUGCAGCGGUAUGGCCGCUUCAUGCCCGCCGGGGCCGGAGAGUCGCCAGUGCCUGGUUUGGAAGCGGGGACAGCGUCUUCUCAGAACUGGAAGGUCUUUGAGUCCAGUGAAGAAUCCGGGUAUCUUGUUCUCACCAUAGUCGUCUCGGGUCAUCUGUUCAUUUCUCAAGGACAAACACUACUGGAAGGGUUUUCACUCAUUGAUAGCAAGAACUGGCUGAAGGUUGUACGGCGCGUGGAUUGUCUCUUGUUCGGAACAACAAUAAAGAGCAAAAGCCGCAUGUUCCGGGUACAGUUUAGUGGUGAGUCAAAGGAGCAGGCACUGGCACGCUGCUGCAGCUGUGUGCAAAGCCUGGCCCAAUACAUCACCGUCCAAGUCCCUGAAGGAAUCGUCCAGGAGCUCCGGCCACCCAAGGCAGGUGAAAGCCAAGGGCAGGACUGGGUGGAGAGUGCCCCGCAGCAGCCUGGGACCCCAGCGCAGCUGCUGCCACCUGCGCCGAGAUCACCAGGCUCAAGUGGCCCACGGGAGAGGACAUCGGUGACCCGCUUAGCUCAGUCUCUCCUGGCGUCAGAGGAGCUGCCCCUUGCCUAUGGGCAGUCUGCCUGGGGCGCUGGCGAUCUUGGCCCUUUCCUCCGCUCAUGCCUUCUGGACCAGCAUUUCCCAGCAUUUGUAGAAGAGGUGGAGAAGGAACUAAAAAAGUUGACAGGGUUGAGAGAUUAAAGUGCUGUGCACAGAUGUAACAAGAUACUAGAAUAAAAAGCAAUAUUCCCAA
This is a messenger RNA of Echinops telfairi (small Madagascar hedgehog), 838 nucleotides long. RefSeq names its product REC114 meiotic recombination protein (gene REC114). The coding region runs from base 1 to 786 and encodes 261 amino acids. Lineage: Eukaryota; Metazoa; Chordata; Mammalia; Afrosoricida; Tenrecidae. The transcript is spliced from 6 exons. The record is from RefSeq and is a predicted model, not a curated record.